AUGAAUAAUAAUUUACAAUUAAUUGACAAUCAAUUAUUAUCUUUAGGUUUAGUUAGAAAGGAAAUACCAAAAGAUGGUGCUUGUUUAUUUAGAUGUAUAAGUGAAUAUAUCUAUGGUACUCAAAUUAAACAUAGAUACGUUAGAGAGAAGUGUAUAGAGUAUCUAGAGAAGAAUCGUGAGAGAUUCGAACCGUUUGCAUGUAUUAAUGAUCCGUGGGAGCGUUACAUCGAGUUGAUGGCAAAGGACGAUACGUGGGGCGGUGAGAUAGAACUACAGGCAUUGUCACUCUACUACAGAGUGAACUUUGUCAUUUACAUUGGAACGACUACUACCUGCGUUGACAACAGCUAUCCGAUCACUAUUAGCUUGGCAUACUGUCAAGGUGAACACUAUGACAUCGUAUAUCCAAUCACUCAUAUGAACCUGCUAAAGUCAAUGCAAUCGAUCAUCUACGAACUCUUGGCAGAUACACCACAACUUGCCAUCAAAACAGAUACCUCGCAAUGGUAUAAUACCUCUAUAAUCUGGUGGGAAGAAGAAGUAAAGAUUAAACAAAAGAAGGAUAUGAAAAUAGUUGAAACUCUUAAUAUGAAUAAAAGAGUUUAUAUCAAUCCUGUAGAUGAAUUCAAAUUGAAACAAAAGAAGGAAAAGGAGAGAUUGGAGAGAGAGAAAGAGAAGAACAAGAAGAAGGCUCAACAACAACAAAAUAAGAAUAGAAGUAUAAUAAGAUCGAGUGGUGAUAGCGACACUAGUAGUGGUGGUGGUGGUGGCAGUAAUUCUGGAUCGAUACCAUCAUCUCCUGCUGCACCUUCUUCUUUGAAUAACAGUGCCAAUAACAAUGAGGUGAUCUAUCCUGCAAUGGAGGAGAUGGAUGAGGAAUUGAGAGCGAUCAUCAAACAAAUCGAGCAACAAGAUAUAGAAGAACAAAGAAAACUUGGUAUGGAAAAACAUUUCCCUACACUAGCUGGUGGUAAACAAAAUAGAAAUAAUAAAAAUAGGAAUCAACAACCAUCAUUACCAUCACCUUCUUCAUCACCUCUCAAUAACAAAACAAAUGAAAAUCAAGCUACAGUACAACCAACUUCAACAAGCUCGACAACAACAACAACAACAACUCAAGAUAACAACAAUAAUGAAGAGCUGUCGACAGUAACUGUUACUAUAGCACCAGCUUGGAAGACAGCACAAGAUUGGAAUCAAGUAAAGAAUAUGCCAGUAUCUCCAACUCCAACAACAACAACAGCAAUACCAACAACACCACCAACUGCAACAGAUCAGUCAUCCAAUUCUGAAUCUGAUAAUAAUAAUAACAAUAGUAACAAUAAUAGUAAUAGUAAUAAUAACUUCCAAUUUAAGAUUAAAAAUAAAAAUAGAAAAUAA
Messenger RNA from Heterostelium album PN500, 1380 nucleotides. RefSeq names its product OTU domain-containing protein. The transcript has 4 exons. Gene Ontology annotation, molecular function: cysteine-type deubiquitinase activity. Gene Ontology annotation, biological process: protein deubiquitination. The coding region runs from base 1 to 1380 and encodes 459 amino acids. NCBI's taxonomy places the organism in Eukaryota, Evosea, Eumycetozoa, Acytosteliales, Acytosteliaceae. The record is from RefSeq and is a predicted model, not a curated record.